CAGGCAGGAUGGUCGGGAAAAGCCGCUCAGAAUCUGCAUAUUGUAGUCGGCACUUCCGCAGCUUAGAGUUUACACGACGUUUUCUUAUUAAUAGUGCGACUUAACCUACGGACUAAAUAGGACUUAAAGGGGGUUUAAAGCACGACUGCUUUGCGAUAGACACGCUUUACCACAGAGCACGCGAGAUCAAAUCUGUGUCAAGGGCUUUCAUCAUGAGUGUUCUGCCUCCUGUGCGCAAAGACCGCAUCAUUAGCCAGCUGCCUAAGUGCUUUAGUAAAUGGGCCACUUUACACACAGAAGAUGGAUUUAAUGCCAAAGUGAAGACAGCUUGCCAGGAGCAGAGGACUGGCACUGUGGGGUUUAAAAUAUCUAAGGUUAUUGUAGUGGGAGACUUGGCUGUAGGGAAAACUUGUCUGAUUAAUAGAUUUUGUAAAGAUGUCUUCGACAAAAAUUACAAAGCUACUAUUGGUGUAGACUUUGAGAUGGAGAGAUUUGAGGUGCUUGGAGUUCCAUUUAGCCUACAGCUGUGGGACACUGCAGGUCAGGAAAGGUUCAAGUGCAUUGCUUCGACGUACUACAGAGGAGCUCAGGCCAUAAUAAUCGUUUUUGAUUUGACUGAUGUGGCCUCGCUACACCAUACCAGGCAGUGGCUGGAGGAUGCCAUGAAAGAGAACGACCCCACUAGUGUGUUACUCUUUCUAGUAGGCACAAAGAAAGAUCUGAUUUCUCCGGCACAGUAUUCUCUUAAUGAACAGGACGCCAUUAAAGUGGCCCAAGACAUGAAAGCAGAGUACUGGGCUGUGUCUGCUUUAUCUGGGGAAAAUGUAAAGGAGUUUUUUUUCCGCGUGGCAUCACUAACAUUUGAGGCCAAUGUGGUGGCAGAGCUGGAAAAAAGCAGUUCCAGGCGUAUUGGGGAUGUUGUCAAAAUCAGCAGCAACACAAGUAACUUGUAUGCAACUUCAAAAAAGAAACACCCAAACUGCUGUCAGUAAAUAGACUGAAACCUUGCGAAAUUUGCACUAAAUUAAAUAAUGGUACCAAAGCAGAAACUAUGGGGGUACAGAUGGGAUUAGAGAGUAUAAAAUGUUUUUUUUUUUUUUUUAUGUGUUAAUUAGGAAUCAGUGGUUAGGUGAGGCUGGAGUUAACAUUUCUUGGUAGUAUUUUUUUCACUUAUUCUUUUUUAUUUCUGUGAUUUUAUAUGUAUGCACAAAAUCUGUGCUGCUAAUGAAUGAUUAUGGUACUAUGGUCUUGUAUGGUAGAUAUAACAGUGUCUACUAUGGUGUUAUGUAUGGUAGAUAUUAUAACAGUAUCAGAAAAUGUAUAAAUUCUUUAACAGGUUACAUUUAUUGUAGUUUUAUAUUAAGAAACAGUUGAAAUAAAGUAAUUUUAACUAC
Molecule: messenger RNA, 1394 nt
Organism: Clarias gariepinus (North African catfish)
Lineage: Eukaryota; Metazoa; Chordata; Actinopteri; Siluriformes; Clariidae
Gene: rab34a
Product: RAB34, member RAS oncogene family a
Exons: 11
Coding region: 213-992 (259 amino acids)
Biological process (GO): endocytosis; phagosome-lysosome fusion
Molecular function (GO): GTPase activity; GTP binding
Source: RefSeq, a predicted model, not a curated record